GUCAACCAUAGAUACACUUAAGUGUGUAAGCUACGUACAGUGUUGCAUAAUACUAUUGCUCGAUGCAUAUUACAAAAUAUUAAUUAUCUCCUGUAAGUUUCGAAACUGUGCAAAACCCUUUUUUUAUUUAGAAUGCCGGAAAUAAGCUUAAUUGUGUACCUUGAUUGUGGGAAUUCUUUAGUUACAGCUGUAAAGAUUAGGCAAACCUAUUGGUCGCGUGAUGUUAUUAGGAUGUAUUUCGUUCCGUGGCUGGGUGGUUUUAUUAUAUACUUGCUACCAACUGCAGAAUGUUUUGGUAUUAAUUAAAGCUAUUUUAGCGUAACAAUCAUACCAUUUGUUGAUGGCUGAUACAAUCAAACAGUACAAAAUUCAGCUUUAGUUAAAAAUGAUACAUGAUAUGUCAGAAGGUCUUGCUUCGGGCCACAAGCUUCAUCGGCUUUCCAACUUUGGAGUCGGUCUUAAUAAAAAAUUUUCAAGAGUUA
Mucor mucedo is the source of this 482-nucleotide messenger RNA. RefSeq lists its product as uncharacterized. The transcript has 2 exons. The record is from RefSeq and is a predicted model, not a curated record. NCBI's taxonomy places the organism in Eukaryota, Fungi, Mucoromycota, Mucoromycetes, Mucorales, Mucoraceae. Bases 133 to 306 code for a protein of 57 amino acids.